Penicillium paradoxum is the source of this 1002-nucleotide messenger RNA. It is a transcript of the gene med6, whose product is annotated as mediator complex subunit MED6. Gene Ontology annotation, cellular component: core mediator complex; mediator complex. Gene Ontology annotation, molecular function: transcription coactivator activity. The transcript has 3 exons. The coding region runs from base 1 to 1002 and encodes 333 amino acids. The record is from RefSeq and is a predicted model, not a curated record. Lineage: Eukaryota; Fungi; Ascomycota; Eurotiomycetes; Eurotiales; Aspergillaceae. Gene Ontology annotation, biological process: regulation of transcription by RNA polymerase II.
AUGGCGGGCCAAGAUGCCUCAAUGGAGGAGAUUCUCUGGCGGUCUCCCCCGCACGUCCAAAUGAUGGGGGGAUUCCUUCAUUCGAACAACAUCCUUUUCUACUUCGCCGAAUCUCCAUUCUUUGAUCCCACCUCGAAUAAUGCUUCACUCGCCAUCCAAGCCAACUACAACGAUGCCUUCCGUCAUUUCGUCGAGACGCGCGAAGCUUUUGAGGCCCGAUUGAAGACCAUGCAGGGUCUAGAGUUCGUCGUGUCAUACGAUCCCCUCCAAGCAGCCGCACAGACAGAUAACCGCUUCGCCCACGAGCCGUCCAAUAUCUGGGUAAUCCGCAAGCAGAACCGGCGAAAGAGGAGCGGCCUCGACGACGAGGUGAUCGUGAUGUCUACGUACUUCAUUGUCGGCGAUUGCAUCUACAUGGCUCCCUCGGUGGCGAGUGUAGUGGGGAACCGAAUUCUAUCGGCCGUUACAUCCCUAUCUCAGCUCAUGAAAGCCGCAUCGACAUUACCGACUUUCACUCCUUCCUAUGGACACACAUAUAUGCCCCCCGGAGCCCGCAAAGAAACCAGCGCAACCAGCCAAGCCUCCCAAAGCAAAGAAGCAACACCCAUGCCGGACGCAUCCUUCCCAAGCACCGACUCUCAAUCAACCAACAAAUCAAGCCUGACCAGCACAGCCUCCAGCUUCCAAGAUACGCUCAGCCUGGCAGAAUCAUUUAGUCUGCUCACGCGCUACGGCGACGAAUUCAUGGACGAGAACCCCCUCGUCGGCGAGCCGGGCUCGUUCAUUCUAUCGCGGACCGGAGAGACCGGCGCUGCUGGGAAAGCUGCACCGAAACUCCCUGCUAAUACGGCACCGACUGGCUCGUCUUCUACGUUGCCUGUCAGAGCGUCGACGCCGCAGGUCCGUGUCGAAACGCCCGGUAAAGCUUCUGAGAAGGGUGCCUCGCCGCCUAGCUCGGGAGGUGAUAAGGGGAAGAAGAAGAAAAGUCGGGUUGUGAGCUGA